Opisthorchis viverrini is the source of this 978-nucleotide messenger RNA. RefSeq lists its product as hypothetical. The transcript has 3 exons. NCBI's taxonomy places the organism in Eukaryota, Metazoa, Platyhelminthes, Trematoda, Opisthorchiida, Opisthorchiidae. Gene Ontology annotation, molecular function: RNA binding; structural constituent of ribosome. Gene Ontology annotation, biological process: translation; ribosomal large subunit assembly. Gene Ontology annotation, cellular component: ribosome; cytosolic large ribosomal subunit. Bases 1 to 978 code for a protein of 325 amino acids. The record is from RefSeq and is a predicted model, not a curated record.
AUGUCCCACAGAAAGUUUUUGGCGUCACGACAUAAUUCGAUGGGAUUUACCCCAAAGGAACGAAGCCAACGAAUUCGCAGAAAGUGCAAAGCAUUUUCCAAAGACCGCCGGUCUCUGCCACCGCAUUUGACUGUCUUCUUGGGCUACAAGGCCGGCAUGACUCACAUUGUCCGCGAAGUCGAUCGACCGAGAUCAAAGGUCCACAAAAGGGGAAUUUUUGAACCGGUUACUAUCCUGGAAUACCCACCCAUGGUUUUUGUGCUGUUGGUGGGCUAUGCCCCUACGGCCCGUGAACCCCGUACAUUCAAGACUGUCUGGGCAGAACACUUCACCGAAGAAUGCCGUCUUCGGUUUUACAAAGAUUGGUAUACUCAACACCAUCAAUCACAGGCGUGUUCCAUAUCCAGCAUGUCCCACAGAAAGUUUUUGGCGUCACGACAUAAUUCGAUGGGAUUUACCCCAAAGGAACGAAGCCGACGAAUCCGCAGAAAGUGCAAAGCAUUUUCCAAAGACCGCCGGUCUCUGCCACCGCAUUUGACUGUCUUCUUGGGCUACAAGGCCGGCAUGACUCACAUUGUCCGCGAAGUCGAUCGACCGAGAUCAAAGGUCCACAAAAGGGGAAUUUUUGAACCGGUUACUAUCCUGGAAUGCCCACCCAUGGUUUUUGUGCUGUUGGUGGGCUAUGCCCCUACGGCCCGUGAACCCCGUACAUUCAAGACUGUCUGGGCAGAACACUUCACCGAAGAAUGCCGUCGUCGGUUUUACAAAGAUUGGUGCACAACUGGGGGCCGCUUGGGCGAAGCCGCAAAAGAAGAGUCGAAGGACAUAUCAGCUCCCAUCAAAUCCAAAGGCAACGCAUCGACUAAAUUUACUCUAACAGCGAAGAACAUCAUUUCCAUGGGUGGAUUUCCACAAUACGGAGAGGUGCGCAAUGACUAUGUUAUGAUAAAUUACCAUGGCAAACAGCACAUAUUUUAG